AUGCUGCAGCCUCUGUCGGACGAUAGGGUAGCGCUCGAUGGCGGAGCCGAGGGCCUUCCCGAUGUAGCCGCAGGCUUUGGCCUUGCGGUGGGUGACGCAUUCGGAGUGGAGGUAGAUUGCUGGGCCCGAGGAGGGUGCUUCGUUGGCGGGAGUGCGGUGGUAGGUGCUGCUGUGGCUGCUGCGAUGACAAUGGAUGUGGUGAUGUUCGCGGUGCUCGGGGUGACCACAGUGAUUGUGGCGGCGGUCGUUGGUGGCGUGGGCUGCGUGGUGUAG
Molecule: messenger RNA, 273 nt
Organism: Colletotrichum lupini
Lineage: Eukaryota; Fungi; Ascomycota; Sordariomycetes; Glomerellales; Glomerellaceae
Exons: 1
Coding region: 1-273 (90 amino acids)
Source: RefSeq, a predicted model, not a curated record